This is a messenger RNA of Insectozyma verbasci, 2898 nucleotides long. The record is from the annotation of a GenBank genome assembly. Lineage: Eukaryota; Fungi; Ascomycota; Pichiomycetes; Serinales; Debaryomycetaceae.
AUGCUGGGGUCAUCUAGAUCCUUGAUUAAAGCAUUGGAUACAUUAUUUGCAGAAUGGGGGAAUAGUGAUAAUACUCACGAAGAUAUAGAUUCUAUAAUACAACAAUAUUUAAACAAACAUAAUGAAUUAUCAAUUAUACAACAAGCAACAAAUUUAAAUGAUGAAUUGUAUAAAAUUUACAAUAAUUAUAUUAAACCAUCAGAGAAUAUUGAACAAGAAUAUAAGUUUUUAGAUAUAUUAAAACAAGUUUCAUUAGUUUUCAAUCAAGAAGAAAUUAAUUUAUGGUUACAAACUUAUCUAAAACCUGCUGUCGAUAGUGCAGGGUUUGAUUUAAAAUUUGUAGAAAAAUCAAGACAAUUUAUUGAAUAUUUGACGGGUGGUUAUACAAAAUCAAAUGAUGAGAAAGUGAAUAGCUUUAGAUCUAAUAUUGCAAAAUCAAUCAUCGAUCAAAUUAUAAAUAUCUAUUUACAAGAUUCAUUAAAACAUGAGAAAUUGAAAAUUGAUGCUGAGAAUAAAGAUAGUCAAGUUUAUCAUGAAAGAAUACGAUUUAUUAAAUCAAAUUGUAUUAAACUUCUUGAUGCUUGUGGAAUACAAGAUACUUUAAACUAUUAUCAAUUAUUAAAUGAACAUAUUUUAAUACCGAAACAACGACAUGAGACAUUGAUACUUGUAUCUUCAUUGGUAGGUAGUCGUAAAGCAAGUUUAUUAAUCAAGACUGACUUGUUUUCAAGCCUUUUAAAAUGUGUUGUAUAUGAAUUUGAUGAUGCUAUUGUAUAUUCUUCAUUAACCAUUAUUAAUAUGUUGAUACCUCAAGUGACUAAUGAUUUAAGUUUAUAUGUACCUGAUCUAUUUGCAAUAUAUAGUAGUUUAAUAUGUUGGAAUGAUUUCAACAAGAACAAUAAUAGAAUUGAAUUUUUUGAUGAAUAUGCUAAAACUAAUUGGAAAAUGGCAGCUUCAGAAAAAGAUUCAGCUUCAACAUCAUUAUUAUUUGAUUAUCAACAUCUAAUGACAUAUUUAUAUGGAUUAUAUUACUACAAUGUCUUAGAAUUUAUAAAAGAUCCUUUUAAAUAUUUUAGAAAUCACCCACCAAAAUUAAUACCAAUGACAUUUGUCGAAGUAUUGGAGAAGAAAUUACAUUUAGGAUCCAGAAUUAUAGACAAAACAAAGAAUUUAGUCUCAACAUUUUUGAUACAUCCCAAAGUUUUUAAUUCAAAUAAUCCAAAUGAAUUAGAUGAUCCUACUUCUUGGAUAGAUGGUAAUUCUCCAGAAGAUAUUGCAGCUGCAUGUUUAAGUUUAAAUUCGGAUAUUUUAACUAGUACAAAUAAAAAAGAAUUUAUUAUUGAACCUGGUUCAGAUGUUGAAUCACAAAAAUUAUCAAGAAAUUCCUCAAUGGCUGGUCCAAUGUAUAUAAAUGUUACAGAUGGAUUACAAGCUAAAUUACAUAACAUUCAAAAUAGGAAAAUGUCAAUCAUACCAACAAAUAUAGUAAUUGAAAGUGCUCCAAUACCAACUACCUCAGAAAAGAAUUUUAUAACUCCCGUUAGUUCAGAAAUAAAAUUCAAAGAUGUUAAAUUUAAUGAAGGUAUUAUAUCUGAAAAUGAAGUUAAAAAUGUAAAUCUGCUUGAUAGUAUACCUUCAUCACCUGAACUAUUUCAUCAUGAACCAAAAAUGGAUCCAAUAAGUGAUUUAUUAUCAACACAUGAGAAGUUAUUUGGAGCUACUAAUAAAAAUUAUCACGAUACUACAUCUUCACACGAUUCAAAAUCAUCAUUAAUUAAUGAAAAGUUGAAACAUGAAUUAAGAUUAUCUAGACCAAUGUCAUCUCCAACAACUAAUAUUGAAACUUCAAGUGUUUUUAAAGAUGUAAAUGAUUCAAAAGGUAAUGUGGUUGUUUUUUAUCAACGUGAGUUGCUAUUGUUUAAAAAUGAAUUGGAGUUUUCUAAUUAUAUGAAAUAUUUGUAUCAAUAUUACUUUUUCAAAAACAAGAGGGAAAAGAAUAUGACAUCAAGCAUAAAGGAGAGUGAUGAAUUUGAAGAAAUGCAGAAAAUAGUAGAUUUGACACGAAGGGAAUUAGAUACAAAAUUGAAUGAAUUCAAAAAAGAAAAGAAUCUAUUACUUAAUAAGCUUCAACAACUAGAACAGGAAAAAGAAGAGGUAAAAAAGGAAAUAGAUAAGUUGAAUGAUAAUAAAAUGAUAGAUACAAAGAACAUCCAACGAUUAAUGGAAGAGGUUUCGCUUAAAGAUUAUGAAAUUGAAAAGUUGAAAUUGAAAAUAAAUGAUUUGACUACAGUUAAAGAAGAACCUAAGAAACCAGAGGUUAAAGUAAUAAAAGAACCAGCUGAUGAUAAAACUAUCUAUGAGUUGAGAAGUCAAGUACAUUUAAUAACUGAAAGAUAUAAUGAAGCUUUAGCACAAUUAGCUAAUGAGAAGAAACAACAAGAUGAGUUGAUCAAAAAAUACGAACAGGAAAUUAAACAAUCCAAAUACAAUAUUGACGAAAACAUCACUCAAUUCACAUCCAAAUAUGAAAAGAAAAUACAAGAAUUAUCCACAAUAAUAUUAAAAUAUGAAACAUUGUUGGAAGAGAAAAACUCUAGAAUUUUACGAUUAUCAUCAUCAAAACCAAUACCAAUUGGAACUAAUAAUACAUCUUCAACUAAUUCAAGAAUGUCAUCUAGAUCAGACUCAUAUGAUCAUAUUUCAGAAUCAUAUUCUCCACCAAAUGGUAAUCUGUAUAAUCCUCAUAUUAUGCCUUCACCAGCACCAAUUCAAUUUUAUCAACCUAAGUAUACUCGUAAUAAUUCAGCAUCGAAUAGUGGUAACAACAGUACAAGCUCAAAUGUUCCAAUUAUGAGAGGCAGAGGUGGAAUUCAAAAAAGAUCGAAGAAAAUGAUGUAA